UGUGUUCAAGUCUUUCAUACUCUUUUCAUAUUGGAAGAACCCAUCUCUGCAAUUUCCAUUUCUUAUCGUCUGAGUUGUCUACAAUGAGAGAUAUAGCUUCUUGUGUGGGCGAGUACGCCCUAAGAAUAAAUGACUCCUCUUGUGUAGCCUCUUCAAUGCAAGGUUGUCGCCCACCAUCAUCACUGAUCCCUUCCACCCAGAACGCAGUUACUUGUGUCUACAGAAUAAAGCUCUCCACUCAGAAGCAGCUCAUGAUCACAGUCACCUGGUUCAAGAACCUCAAUAGUCAAGGUCUCAGCAUCAAUAUCGGCGACGACCCAUCCUCCACCUUCAAAGUCAACACCAAUUCUCGGUUAUUCAGGAAGAAGAAAGGCCGCCGGACGUUGGAAUCCGGUGACUCUAAGAUUGAAGUCUUCUGGGAUCUCUUCACAGCUAGGUACGAAUCAGGGCCUGAACCAGUCGAGGGGUUCUAUCUGGUUGUCGUGGCUGACUCGGAGCUUGGUAUAGUUCUUGGAGACAUGGGAGCAGAAAUGGUCGCCAAGAAGUUCAGGACUGGUGACCUGAUUGCCCAAUUUUCUCUAGUCUCCCGAAGAGAACACUUCUCAGGCAACCCACUGUAUUUGACCAAGGCUCAGUUCUGCGAAACAGGCACAAUUCACAGCAUUCUAAUAAAGCUCUGUGGAGAAGAUGAAGGCUUGAAGCAUCCAGUGCUAUCAGUUUGUAUGGAUAGGAAGAAGGUAAUCCGUGUUAAGAUGUUGCAAUGGAAUUUUAGGGGUAACCAGAUCCUCUUUGUUGAUGGGCUGCUGGUUGAUGUGAUGUGGGAUGUUCAUGACUGGUUCUUCAAUCCAGACUCUGGGUACGCUGUAUUCAUGUUUAGGACGAGAAGUGGGUUGGAUAGCCGGUUGUGGUUGGAGGAGAAGAUGGUGCAGAAGGACCCAGAUAGAGCUGAGUUUUCAUUGUUGAUUUGUGCCUGUAAGAGCUAGCCCAUAGGAAACUACUUUUUUUUUUUUUUUC
Messenger RNA from Nelumbo nucifera (sacred lotus), 1014 nucleotides. RefSeq lists its product as uncharacterized. Lineage: Eukaryota; Viridiplantae; Streptophyta; Magnoliopsida; Proteales; Nelumbonaceae. The record is from RefSeq and is a predicted model, not a curated record.